GCUGAAGGCGCCGACGUGGACGCGCCAAGAGCUGCAGGAGGCGAUAGAGGCGGUGGUCACGCAAAAGAUGCGCUUCACCCAAGCGUCGAGCAAGUACGGGAUACCAAAGGGCACCCUCUACGACAACAUACUCGGCAAGUCGAAGCGGAUGAUGGUACUGGAGGAGGCGGGCCUCGACGGCCCCGAGGAGACGGCGGUGCUCGAGUUCUGCUGCGACAUAAGCGUUAGCCCGUACAAUCGGCGCACCAAGAAAUCACUGGCCUCGAUACUCGGCUUCGUCGAGAAGCUCCGGCGAAAGCGCGACCCCGGCUUCGCGUUCGCCGGACUCGCGGGCUUUCGCUGGUGGUGGGCCUUUUGCAAGAAACACGGCAUCGUCUCGCUAUACUUUAACGAUGAGAACGACAACGAGUGACCAUUGCCUAGUUUUAACCCAAACCCCGGACUAUACGCGCCUUUCACUCAUUUGUUAUAAAUUUACAUUUAAAUUUACAUUUUAAUUGUUGUUUUACAUACACCACAUUCCCAUUUUUUUGGCACUACAAUGCCCGUAUCGUUGAGAGCAUCGAGACUGAUUUUGUUCCAGAUUCAUCCUACAAAUGAUAUAACCAUGUAUUUUUUGUUGAUUCGUCGAAAAUCAACGGCACUGCGGAGAGGAGAUCGGUGAAAUUAGCCACGUUGAGGGCGGUUAGGAGGGGGAGAGGGGGUGUCCCCGGUGGAUGGUAAUGUCGUAAUGAAAGUGUAUGGAACUCGCCGAGUUUCGCAUUCCGCGUCGUUACCCAUUUUAAUGAGAUUAUCGUACACAUGUACAUGCGGAUUGUACAUCUCGCCGUUCGAAUAAUUUUAUAUUUAAUGUAGCAGCCCGUAGCACAUAUUAGCCCUUUCGUCGCUCCCCUGAAUUAUAUAAAUCGAUUAAUCUUCGACGCGACGAAGCGCCAAAAAAAUGAUGACUCCGUGCCAUUGUAGUUACUCUUUAUGCAUAUUGAAUGCUUUGUCAUCAACUUUGAUUUUUGCAAAUUAAACGCGUGCUCCUUUAAAAUUACCUAUGAUUUGUAAAGAAAAGGUCGAUAAUCAUAAAGUUUUGUAAUGUUCUCACAGUCCAUUGUCAAACGCUGCGUGGAUUAUUUCGAAACACCUAUUUGUCGUGGCAAAUGAGAUACGCGGCAAAGGUAACAAGUUAUUGCGUAUUAUGUUGCACACGCGCUGUAUCAUUAUUUCUAUGUUUUAUGAAAAAAAGUGUAUUAUUGUACGCGUAACGGGAUCGUUAAGAGCGAAAAAAAAAAAAAGUAUAUAUUAUAGUCCCAUUGAAAAAAACGCCAAUCAA
Molecule: messenger RNA, 1321 nt
Organism: Copidosoma floridanum
Lineage: Eukaryota; Metazoa; Arthropoda; Insecta; Hymenoptera; Encyrtidae
Source: RefSeq, a predicted model, not a curated record